AUGGGAACAAGAAGGUUCUUCGAGUACAUCUUUUUGUACCAGAGCCCGGUGAUGUUCCAGAUUGACCAGAAGACGAAGGACUGCUCAAAGAUCGCUCUGACCGAGGCCUGGGAUCCCUUCCACAUCCCAGCCAACUCCACCUUCGAGGACCAGUACAUCAUCGGAGGCCCCGGGGACAACGUGGAGGUCCAGGAAUGGUCGGACAGGAAGCCGGCACGCCAACAUGAGACCUGGGUGGGCGUUUACACCCUGAAGGACUGCUACCCCGUGCAGGAGACCUACGCCAGGAACAGCAGCGUCACCACCUCCACCCGCUUCUUCAACCUGCAGCUGGGCAUCAGCGACCCCGACGUUGAGAGGAUGUCGGAGUCCGGCUGCUGAAUGCCCUCACCUUCAAUCUUAGAUACUUAAAAGGGAUAAUCUCGCUGAAUUCUUCUGUUACAUAAAUGUCUGUGAGGUCACAAUCGUUUGUCUGAUGAGUUAACACAAGAAGAGUUUUUAUUCAGCAAAGAUCUAAUUAAUGACUUCUGACGAUGAAACUGUUUAAAUGCUCCUGUGACCGUUUGUUUUCCUGAGUUUGGAAGUUGUUUUUCCAGUUUUGGUGUGAAUGCAGGAUUAAACCAGUUCUUUCAGUAAGCGCCGGCUGUCACAGAAACAGCCUAUGAGUCACUUAGUUACUGCUGGCUGCUGUUUUCUAUUCUUGAUUCUAAUAACAUUUAAUUCACUAACUA
Molecule: messenger RNA, 731 nt
Organism: Labrus mixtus (cuckoo wrasse)
Lineage: Eukaryota; Metazoa; Chordata; Actinopteri; Labriformes; Labridae
Product: mammalian ependymin-related protein 1-like
Exons: 3
Coding region: 1-381 (126 amino acids)
Biological process (GO): cell-matrix adhesion
Cellular component (GO): lysosome; extracellular region
Molecular function (GO): calcium ion binding
Source: RefSeq, a predicted model, not a curated record